AUGGAAAGAAAAGAGGAAAAAGUGGAGGGGGGAGACGAGGAGGCGAAGAAAAGGGGCAGGAAAACAAACGUCGAAAGGCUGAUGAGGGAGAGGGGAGCGUCGAUAGGGAGUUAUGGGGAUCUGAGUGAAAUUUGGAAAAGGAAAAGGGAGAUGGCGGAAGAGGAAGGGCAGGAAGAACGAGAGGAAGAAUGGAUGUUUAGGAAAAGUAAGAGGGUGGUGAGAUCACCGGAGGGUAAGAGCGGGGGGGAGGGGAACGUGGAGGAGUUGUUGAAGGAAUGGAGGGAAUGGAGGAAAGAAGCGAGAAGGGACAUGGGAGAAAUAAAGGAGAGGAUGGAGACUGUGGGAGCGGAGGUUGGAAAGAUAAGGGAGGACAUGAGGAGAGGAGAAGAAAGAUGGAGAGAGGAGAAAGAGAGGAUGGAGAAAAGGUUAGGAGAGGCAGAAAGAAAGAUGAGAGAACUAGAGGUGGCGAAGAAAAAGGUGGAGGAGAUAGAAAAGAGGGUAGGAAAUCUGGAAAGGGAGAGAGGAAGGGAGGGAGGGGAGACAAAGGAAGGACGGAGCGAAGUGGGAAGGGAAGAGGGGGUGGAAAAGAGGCUGAAGGAGAUAGAGAAAAAGAUGGAGAGGAAGGAAAGGGAGGUAAAAAGAAACAAUAUAAUAAUAAAGGAGGCAGAGAUAGAGGGAACAGCACAGCAGGUAGUGGAUAGACUAAUGGCAAGGAUAGGAGUGAAAGGAGGGGUGGAGGGAACAAGAGAGCUGAGAAAAGUAGGAGAGGGGGGACGGGGGAGGAUGAUAGAGGUAAGGUUAGAGAGCACAGAGAAGAAGGUCGAAGUGAUGAGGAACAAAUGGAAGCUGCGGGGGAGGAGGGAAAGAGUAGAGGAGGACUUAACAUGGGAGGAGAGAAGGAUCCAAUGGAAGUUGAGAAGGAUAGGAGACGAGGAGAGGAGGAAAGGGAGACAGGUGAGGGUGGGAUUGGGGAGGAUCACGGUGGAGGGAAAGGUGUGGAUAUGGGACGGAGAACGGGAGACAGUGAGAGACAGUAGGGGGAGAGAAUGGCAAGAGGAGAGGAGAGACGAGGAGAAAAGGGCAGGGAGGGAAGAGAAGAAGGGAGAAAGAGAAGACGGGGGCGAGGAAACGGAAAGGAGCACAAAAAACGAGGAGAGAUGGAGGGAGAGGGACAGAGGGGGAAAAGAGGAAGCAGGGGGGAAGAGGGAAGAGGANAUUAUAGAAGAAAUUAAAUCUCAAAUGGCUGACGAGUGGAAGCGUUCGUGA
Molecule: messenger RNA, 1266 nt
Organism: Ceratina calcarata
Lineage: Eukaryota; Metazoa; Arthropoda; Insecta; Hymenoptera; Apidae
Product: trichohyalin-like
Exons: 2
Coding region: 1-1266 (421 amino acids)
Source: RefSeq, a predicted model, not a curated record